AUGAACUACAAAUUAAAUAUACGAGGACCAAAAGUAAAUCGUAGCAGGCUGGAUUCCGGGAAGUGCGAGAAGGAAUCCGAAGCGCAGCAAGUGCUUCAGCAGGCGGGCAACGUCGAGAGGCUGGGCAGAUUCCUGUGGUCGUUACCGGCCUGUGAUAAGUUGCACAACAACGAGUCAGUGCUGAAAGCCAAGGCGAUAGUGGCGUUCCACAGGGGCAACUUCAAGGAACUGUACAAAUUACUAGAAAGUCACACCUUCAGUCCCCACAACCACGCCAAGCUCCAGGCGCUCUGGCUGAAAGCUCACUACAUAGAGGCUGAAAGAUUGAGAGGAAGGCCUUUGGGCGCGGUGGGCAAGUACCGCGUCCGGCGAAAAUUCCCCCUCCCCCGCACCAUCUGGGACGGCGAGGAGACGAGCUACUGCUUCAAGGAGAAGUCGAGGAGCGUGCUGAGGGACUGUUACAAGCACAACCCCUAUCCCAGCCCGAGGGAGAAGAGGGAGCUUGCCGAAGCGACGGGACUCACCACGACGCAGGUCUCCAACUGGUUCAAGAACAGGAGGCAGAGGGAUCGGGCAGCGGAACACAAAGACAGGUAG
Molecule: messenger RNA, 597 nt
Organism: Anoplophora glabripennis (Asian longhorned beetle)
Lineage: Eukaryota; Metazoa; Arthropoda; Insecta; Coleoptera; Cerambycidae
Product: homeobox protein SIX2
Exons: 3
Coding region: 1-597 (198 amino acids)
Biological process (GO): regulation of transcription by RNA polymerase II
Cellular component (GO): transcription regulator complex; nucleus
Molecular function (GO): RNA polymerase II cis-regulatory region sequence-specific DNA binding; DNA-binding transcription factor activity, RNA polymerase II-specific
Source: RefSeq, a predicted model, not a curated record